Lactuca virosa is the source of this 411-nucleotide messenger RNA. The record is from the annotation of a GenBank genome assembly. Lineage: Eukaryota; Viridiplantae; Streptophyta; Magnoliopsida; Asterales; Asteraceae.
AUGGACUACUCCUUACCUUGUGGGGUGUGGCCUCCUAAUUUAAGCAAAUUAAGGAUAGGUGGCUUAAAUAAACCCAUGUCAGAGUGGGCCCCCCAGAAUUUUCCAAAUUUACUAGUUCAACUAAUCUUAUAUGGCAAAAAUUCAGGAGUGGUUUCAUUUGCAGUGGCAGAAGAUGUUAGGAAUACUACUACUACUCCAUCAUCAUCAUCAUCAUCAUCAUCAUCAUCUUUUCUUCUUCCACCAUCUCUCGUUUCUCUAACACUCAAUGGUUUUAAGGAUGUGGAAUCAUUUUCAGAGGUCUUACCACACCUCCCCUGCCUUAAAACACUUAAUAUUUGGAAUUGCCCAAAGCUUGGAGAUCUUAAGACCAUUUACAACCCAUCAAAUGUGACAAUACAUGUGUUGAAGUAA